Messenger RNA from Aureobasidium uvarum, 387 nucleotides. Lineage: Eukaryota; Fungi; Ascomycota; Dothideomycetes; Dothideales; Saccotheciaceae. The record is from the annotation of a GenBank genome assembly.
AUGGGCUUGGCAUACAACGUUUACCUCAACUGCAAGCGAAUCUACGGCUGCAAGACUUGCAAGACCCAUCUGGCCGACCACGAUGACAUAGUGAGCAGAGUACGUCCCACGAAUUGCAACUCGUUUUGGCUUCCACCAAGCUUACGUUUGCAGAACUUCCGAGGCCAACACGGCAAGGCUUUCCUGUUCAACAGCGUCGUCAACAUUGUUGCCGGCGAGGCUGGCGAGCGCAACAUGACCACCGGCAGACACAUCGUGCGAGACAUUACCUGCAGACAAUGUAAAGAGACUGUCGGCUGGAAGUAUGACAAGGCCUACGAAAACGCCGAGAAGUACAAGGAGGGCAAAUACAUCCUCGAAGCAGAACUGCUAUGCAGCGUCAAUUGA